AUGGCCCAAUACCAGCCUCAGCAGGGUCGCGAGUAUGCUCGUGGACCACCAAAUAUGGGGUCGGCGAGUAGCGCUCAGCGAGACGCGGCCUUCUCGAACAUAUUCGGCGGUGCGCCGCCUCCCGGGAGGAGCCAUACGAUGACCACCGGAGUGGCGCCUCCGCCGCAGGACAGGGCGAAUACAAUGUCUGGAGCUCCUCAACAAUACAUGCAGCGGUCACCGCCUGUCAGACCAGGAGUGGGUCCGAAUGGCUAUGGGAUUGCGCCUGGCUCAGAGGCCACGAAUGGUUAUCCGCAACCAUCAGCAUACACAAAUGGACAACCAGCGCCGCAGCGACGACCACCUCCUCAGAAUCUGCCGCAACCGAUCCGUCCUGACAGAGUGCCUUAUGGACAGCCGCAGCGAAUGGAUGCUCGUGGACCGCUACCGCCAGGGCAGUACCAACGGUCGUUCACGCAGCGCCCAUACGGUCCGGGUGCUCAGGGUCCGGGACCCGCGCUAAACAGUGAUUCCUUCCGCUCGCAGUCACUCGCAUCGAACCCGCGACCGAUGUAUCAGCCACCUGGCGCUGGUAGCAAUUACACUAUAUCUCCCGCACAUGCUUUUCGCCAGCAACCCCACAUGAACCCCAAUCUGGCACGAACUACUGCGCAUGGAAGAGUUGUACCCGAUCGGCCGUCAGAUGAGCGCACCAUGUCGAUGUCCUCCUACUCGCGCGAUGCAGACUUCACACAAACCAUGAGUGGAAGAGUUAUACCCAAUCGUCGACGGGAGUCUGGCGACACUAUUGGUAGCGAAUCGACGCUGAACGGAUAUGCGUCCAAUCGUUUACCGAACGGUUACGGUGGGAACGUCAGACAUCCUAGCUCUGGCAGUCAUACCACGCAAGAGUCAAGAACAAUGUCCAUGGCGUCGACCAUCGUUCCGCCUGGAGAUAGUCAAUCACCUCGCCCCUCUGUCAAUAGCACCGCUGGACGUUCGGAUAGUAAUAUGACCCGGACGGGCACCAUGGUGGCUCAAAAACGACCGUCGCUGGUUUACGGAGCGCUUUUGUCGAAUGUGGCUUCGGCCUUUCGUGACAGGGUCGCUGUGCAGGAGAAGGAAAAGGACGGAUUGGUGUACAACAAUGCCUUCAGUGGUUAUGAGGCAGUCGAACUGAUUGCAUACAUCAUCCGAACAUCCGACCGGAAUCUUGCGCUGCUGCUUGGACGAUCGCUCGACGCCCAGAAGUUCUUCCACGAGGUUGCAUAUGCGCACAGACUUCGUGAUUCCGAAAGUGAAGUAUACCAAUUCAAGGAAACCAUCAACGAGGAACCUCCGGAAGUCAAUGGCGUCUUCACACUGCUCACCGAGUGCUACUCGCCCACAUGCAAUCGAGAUAAUCUCUGCUACUCCAUUGCUUGUCCACGUCGCCUGGAACAACAACAACGGCUGAACAUGAAGGUCACACCCGGGCUCAAGCGAGAGACCUCUCGAUCCAGUUUACACGAUGAAUUUGACAGUGUGGAGCAAAAGUUGUGGAUCAACACCGUCUCCAAAGAGGUUUCGGACAGCGUUAGCGACAUGGAGAAGAAACGCCAGGAGGUCAUUUCGGAACUCAUGUACACAGAGCGUGAUUUCGUUAAGGACCUGGAGUAUCUACGGGAUUUCUGGAUCAAGCCACUGAGGAUGCCGGACGUGUCUCCCAUCCCGGAGCAUCGACGAGAGAAGUUUAUUCGCACGGUUUUCUCCAAUUGUCAGGAAGUGCACGGUGUCAACUCACGCAUGGCCCAGGCUUUGACCAGACGGCAGCAACAGAACCCUGUCGUCCGCAACAUUGGAGACAUUUUUUUGGAAUAUGUGCCGCAAUUUCACCCCUUCAUCCGCUAUGGUGCCAAUCAGCUGUUCGGCAAAUUUGAAUUCGAGAAAGAGAAAGGCUCCAAUCCGGCGUUUGCACGAUUCACUGAAAGAACCGAGCGAUUAAAGGAAUCACGGAAGCUGGAGCUCAACGGCUACUUGACAAAGCCAACCACUCGUCUGGCAAGGUACCCGCUGCUCUUGGAGAACGUUCUCAAGUUCACGGACGAGAACAACCCUGACAUGAAGGACAUUCCCAAGGUCGUCGAGCACAUUCGGCAAUUCCUGAGCCGGGUCAAUGAAGAGUCUGGCAAAUCUGAAAAUCAUUACAAUUUGAUGAAUCUGAAUGCUCAGUUGAAAUGGGGUCAGAUCCCACACAUGGACCUGAAGCUGACAGAGGAGUCAAGACAGCUAAUCUUCAAGAGUGCACUCAAGAAGACCCCAACAGCAGAACAAGCCGAUGUCACUACUUACCUCUUCGACCAUGCCGUCCUCAUCGUUCGCGUCAAGACGGUCAACAAGAAGGAGGAAGUGCGAGUGUAUCGCAAACCUAUUCCGCUGGAGUUGUUGCAGAUCAAGGAAAUGGACCAAGUCCUACCAAGAAUGGGUCUUGCGAAGCGACCUUCGUCAAGCAUGAUUCCCGGAGUAAGUCGGGUUGCCACCAGACCAGCGCCCACUGAGCAAGGAUAUCCGAUCACAUUCAAGGGACUCGGCAAGGGCGGAUACGAGCUCACACUCUAUUGCACCAACCAGUCUCAGCGCGAGAAGUGGAUGGAGCACAUUAUGACGCAAAAGGAGAAGCUGUCUGAACGUCACAAAAUUUUCACCAUGGCGAAGUUGAACGAAGGCUGCUUCAACUCCACAUUCAGAGUGAACUGCUGCAGACCGAUGGAUGGUGGAAGGAAGCUUGUCAUUGGCACAGAUGUUGGCAUCUACGUGUGCGACCGGCGGCCAAAGGACUCCUCUCAGAAGCCGAGACGCGUAUUGGACACAAAGUUUGUUGCUCAGCUUGAAGUGCUCGAGCAGCACCAAAUUCUCAUCGUCUUGGCCGACAAGGCAGUCUACAGCUUUCCUCUCGAGGCGCUCGAAGACGAUAGCCCGGGCGCACCCUCGAAACGCGGCAAGAGGAUUUGCCACGCCAACUACAUCAACGCCGGAACAUGCAAUGGCCAGACUUUGGUAUGCUGCGUCAAGUCGUCAUCACUUUCAUCGACCGUCAAGGUUUUCGAGCCGAUGGACUCCAUGACGAAAGGCAAGAAGAAGUCCGGUCUCGCCAAGAUGCUCGCCAGCGGCCAGGAAGUCCUCAAACCGUACAAAGAAUUCUACAUCCCGAUGGAGAGCAACAGCAUCCACUUUCUACGCAGCAAACUCUGCGUGGGCGGCGCCAAAGGCUUCGAAAUUGUCUCGCUCGAAACGCUCGAAACCCAAUCACUCCUCGACCAAGCCGACACAUCUCUCGACUUUGUUGCACGGCGCGAGAACGUCAAGCCCAUAUACAUUGAGCGCAACACGGCCGAAUUUCUGCUGUGCUACAACGACUUCUCCUUUUACGUCAACAAGAACGGCUGGCGCGCACGAGGCGACUGGAAAAUCCUGUGGGAGGGCUCGCCGAAUGCGUUCGCCACGUGGGGUGAGAAGUAUAUUCUCGCGUUUGAGCCGGAGUUCAUUGAGAUCCGACAGAGUGAUACCGGUGGGCUGGUGUGCAUUCAGACGCAUAAGAAUAUUCGGUUCUUGCAUCAGAGCACGAGAGAGAUCCUUUACGCGUACGAAGACGAAGUGGGCGACGACGUGAUUGCGUCGUUGGACUUUUGGGGCAGGCCUCAAUCUCCGCAGCAUCCCAAGCAGUAGUAGAGUUUUUUGUUCAGAAAGACUUGAAAUGAAUAAAAAGAAGAACGGAGACCUCUCUGAUGAUGAAGAAUGUUGGAACUUCACG
Zymoseptoria tritici IPO323 is the source of this 3769-nucleotide messenger RNA. RefSeq names its product citron like protein. Gene Ontology annotation, biological process: intracellular signal transduction. The record is from RefSeq and is a predicted model, not a curated record. Bases 1 to 3684 code for a protein of 1227 amino acids. NCBI's taxonomy places the organism in Eukaryota, Fungi, Ascomycota, Dothideomycetes, Mycosphaerellales, Mycosphaerellaceae. Gene Ontology annotation, molecular function: guanyl-nucleotide exchange factor activity. The transcript is spliced from 2 exons.